Molecule: messenger RNA, 1577 nt
Organism: Neurospora crassa OR74A
Lineage: Eukaryota; Fungi; Ascomycota; Sordariomycetes; Sordariales; Sordariaceae
Gene: gh61-6
Product: endoglucanase II
Exons: 2
Coding region: 728-1423 (231 amino acids)
Source: RefSeq, a predicted model, not a curated record
CCCAACCGCACUUGCCACCAAGAUAUUUGGUUUUAUCAGCGGCGAUACGGCUUCCUUAAAAGAAGACUGAAUGAUCCCGUCGAUACUCGGUCCAAGCUCUUAUUCAGGGGUAUAAACAACGUCAAGCGCGGCCGGCAUUUUGUGCCUUGCGAGACUCGGCACUGUCAACAAUCGACUUGCCCAGAAGGGAUAACGGAUGCAUCGCACCGAACCAAACCUUUGACAUUUUUUUAAGAUCUCGGGCUACGACUCUGAGAACCAAACAAGUCGAAAAUCCGCUGACAUCUUGCAGGCUUCAUACGCACACCCCGCAACGCCUCCAAGCAUACGGAAAUCUGAGAAUGGAGGAGGCUUCUCAACUCCCGUUGUAUGUCUUAUAGUGUUCGAAUCCUCUGUGACCCUCCGAAUGGUCGACCAUGACUUUAUCCGGCCGGGACAAGGCGGCCAUCCAGCUAUCCCAACCUGAAGACCAUGGAACGGCAGCCUCCGCCAAGUACUUUCAUGCCGCAUCGGGUCACGGAAGGAGCUCGAUGAGGUUAUGGCUUGCCAUUGAAAUAUGCAAAGAGUGAUGUGCAUUGACGACCUGCGUCGCCUGACCGGGUAUCAGGGAAUGAUAUAGAUGUUCAAAAGGGGCUUCAUUCCCAACUUUCGAUAACUUGGAUGAAAGGUCCAGCACCCAAGUCUUGACUUCAGGAUCUUGUUGAAUACGGAAUUUCACUGGCCCAUUAUGCUUCCCUCGAUCUCUCUCCUCCUCGCCGCCGCACUCGGCACUAGCGCCCACUACACAUUUCCCAAGGUGUGGGCAAACAGCGGAACAACUGCCGACUGGCAGUAUGUUCGCAGGGCGGAUAAUUGGCAGAACAAUGGCUUUGUCGACAAUGUGAACUCGCAGCAAAUUCGGUGCUUCCAGUCCACCCACAGCCCUGCCCAGUCAACUCUCAGUGUCGCCGCUGGCACCACCAUCACAUACGGCGCAGCUCCCAGCGUCUACCACCCGGGGCCAAUGCAGUUCUACCUGGCCAGAGUUCCGGACGGCCAGGAUAUUAACAGUUGGACCGGAGAAGGUGCUGUUUGGUUCAAGAUCUAUCACGAGCAACCCACAUUUGGCUCACAACUCACAUGGUCUAGCAAUGGCAAGAGCUCUUUCCCCGUCAAAAUUCCCAGUUGCAUCAAGUCCGGCAGCUAUCUCCUCCGUGCCGAGCACAUUGGACUGCACGUCGCUCAGAGCUCAGGAGCUGCCCAGUUCUACAUUUCAUGCGCUCAGCUCAGCAUCACCGGUGGCGGCAGCACUGAACCCGGUGCUAACUACAAAGUCUCAUUUCCUGGGGCCUACAAGGCUUCCGAUCCCGGUAUUCUGAUCAACAUCAACUAUCCCGUACCUACCUCGUACAAGAACCCUGGACCGAGUGUCUUUACCUGCUAAAAGUUGUCUGAUAUGGGCUUUUCAAUGAGUGGAUAAGGAACCCAAAGGAGGAGGAAAAUACUCGGCCUUGGUUUAUGAAACUCGAAUACUGUAUUGCAUAGCUUUAAGUAAAUCAAGACAACCACUGUUUGUACUCGGCCCUUGACGCUACACC